Rhodofomes roseus is the source of this 627-nucleotide messenger RNA. RefSeq lists its product as uncharacterized. Lineage: Eukaryota; Fungi; Basidiomycota; Agaricomycetes; Polyporales; Fomitopsidaceae. Bases 1 to 627 code for a protein of 208 amino acids. The transcript is spliced from 2 exons. The record is from RefSeq and is a predicted model, not a curated record.
AUGUCUGCUCAGGCUUCGACCUCUACUACCUUCGUCAUUCCCUCUGUCUUCACCUGGAGCAGGUCCCAGGAGUGUGACCUCGAGGCACAGACCAUCUCCGGCACGCACGAGCACUUCGAUGUGCGACUUCCCACUCCUCCUGCAGCGCGCCUUCACACGCCUCGUACUCGCCCCUCUGACGUUGAGGAGGGCACCAACGCGAUCGACGACUUCUUUGGCGCGUCGUCGUCGCGCUCGCCCCGCGGCACUCAGGACAGCCGCCACGACGCGGUGUCCUUGCCUGUGCACCACGACUCGGACUCGGACGCGCCGCCGCCGUACUCCUACUCCGCGCAGCCUCCUGCAUACACGCGCUACGCGGAGCACCCUACGCUUGCCAUGUAUCUCUUCAAGUUUGGCUUCCUCUUCCCGCUGUUCUGGAUCGCCGGCGCCCUCAUCCUUGUCUCCCCUCUGCGCGCACCGGAAGACUGGGAGCUCUCCAAGACGGAGGCGGAGCGCCAGGAGCUCAUCGAGAGCAUGCGGGGCACGGAGGUCAAAUGGGCGAAGCGAUGCCUCGUCGCCUUCUCAGUCCUUGCGCUCGUCGUUCUUAUCGUCGUGCUCGCCGCCGUGUUCCUGACGAGGACAUGA